Molecule: messenger RNA, 288 nt
Organism: Clonostachys solani
Lineage: Eukaryota; Fungi; Ascomycota; Sordariomycetes; Hypocreales; Bionectriaceae
Source: the annotation of a GenBank genome assembly
AUGGGCAAUUCCCAGUACAGCUCCUCCCGCAAGUCGUCCUCGAGCAGGGAUCCGCUCAGCGAUGCUCGCCUGAACAGCUUCAUGCAGGACGACGGCUUGGCCUACCAGCAGCGGCUAUUGAGCGGUAGCGCCAGGUCAUCGUCGUCAUCCACGUCGCGGGGCAGUGCACAGCCCUCGUCCUACUCCUCCUCGUCCUACCGCAGCUACUAUUCGUCGUCCUCUUCGGCGUACGGCUCCUCCUCCUACUCCUACGGCGGUGCACAGCCACAACCUCGCCCCAGGCAGUAG